This is a messenger RNA of Trichomycterus rosablanca, 1779 nucleotides long. RefSeq lists its product as uncharacterized. The transcript is spliced from 2 exons. Gene Ontology annotation, molecular function: DNA binding. Gene Ontology annotation, cellular component: nucleus. Lineage: Eukaryota; Metazoa; Chordata; Actinopteri; Siluriformes; Trichomycteridae. The record is from RefSeq and is a predicted model, not a curated record. The coding region runs from base 1 to 1395 and encodes 464 amino acids.
AUGCCUGGAAAAAAAUAUACGAAAGAGGAUCUAGCAUGUGCCCUUGCUGAAUUAAAAAAAGGGGGAUCUGUGAGAAAAGUGGCUCUUACAUAUGGCAUUCCUCACACUACACUUCAGGACUACAAGAACAACCGCUAUGCACACACACCUCAUCCAAAUAGGGCCCUGACAGUGGAAGAAGAGAAGAUUCUGGUGAAUUACAUUCUCUGGAUGAACCAGCAUGGCUUCCCAGUCACCAGGGCAGUUGGAAAAGCCCUGGCAUUGACAAUAAUCAAGUCCAGCCAACGAGCCACUCUAGUAAACCUUGACAAGGGACUGAGUUCCAUGUGGUGGAGCAGGUUCCGGGCCCGCCACCCUGAGCUCACUUCUGAAUCAACAGAUGCACUACUUCGGGCUCAGGUCCACAGGGCUGCCCUGCAGACUCUAGGAGGGCUCUUUGCCAUAUGCGAAGCCCUCUACCAAAAGCAUGGCCUGGUGGACAAGCCCAGCCUAAUCUUUAAUUGUAAUGAGACAGUGUUCUGGGAUAAACCCCAAGCUAUGGAAAAGCUCCCAUGGAAAAAGAGAAAAGAACAAAUUUGUGCAGAGGAAACAAUUUCUGUGGAGAUUAUUACAGUGCACUGCUGCGUUAGUGCUGCUGGCGAGAGCAUCCCACCUUUUGUGAUUUUCCCUAGGUGUCUUCCUAGCACAUCUUAUGUACAGGAUGGGCCAACAAAUGCCCUUUAUGGUGUUUCUCCUAAAGGAUACAUUGACGGAGAACUAUUUUUGGAAUGGCUUGCACAUUUUGUAAAAUAUGCCCCCAAAGAAAGACCUCUUCUUCUUUACUUGAAUCAACAUGAAACUCAUGUGUCCAAGGAGAUUGUGGACUUUUGCAAGGAAAAUAGCAUUGAGGUCAUGUGCUUGCCAGAACACACUACCCACCUCCUCCAGCCACUAGACGUGGCAGUGUUUGGGCCUCUCAAAACAGCUUUUACCACCAUGGCAUCAAGUAUGGGUCUGGUGGAUGGAGACAUGGUCGUAGGGAAGCGGCAGUUCUCCACAGUCUUAAAGCAUGCCUACCAGCAGGCUGUGACCUCUGAGAACAUCAGGGAAGGCUUUAGGAAGACUGGCCUUUUUCCUCUGUGCGACCCUUCCCAGAUGGUGACGUUUAAUCCAUCUAGCAGUGAGCUCAUACAGGAAACAUCAUUACAAGAAGCAUCUUCUGCUGAUGCACCACCAAGUUCAACCAGUGCAUGCCCAACCUGCCAGAGUCUUCCAAGCCCUCUUGUGCAGAGCGGCAUAAUUCUGGAAGGCCUGGCAGAUAUUCUGGUUCCCCACCGGAAGGGAUCAGGCAAGAACUCACUUCCAGUUCCUUGUCACAUGCCUGCAAUUCCUUGCCAGGCACAUGCAGCUCCCUAGUAAUAAGUAGAAUACUGCCCUCAUGAGCGUAAAAGAUGAGUGAACGGAUUGGAGGAAACAACGCAAUCAAUGGACAAACACACCUUCAGAUCCAACCCAAAGCCACAUCUGAGCCCAGUGCCAGAAAGUUGUCCAGCCAAGGUCAGAUGUCUAGGACUUGAACUGUGUGGCCAUGGACAAACCUGUAGAGUGAGAUCAAAGUUUCUCACACUUGUGCAGAUACAAACCUACACACCAUUAGACAAAUGUUAUAGAAUGUUUUUAAGUCACUAUAUAUUUGCAUAAUAACCCAUUAGAAAAGUGUAAAAAAAUACAAUCAUUAAAUGUUGAUAGCGUACAGUUCUAAUUUUAAACCAAUUCACACAGGUUUGUAAAUAUUGUAAA